Messenger RNA from Pogona vitticeps (central bearded dragon), 1289 nucleotides. The record is from RefSeq and is a predicted model, not a curated record. NCBI's taxonomy places the organism in Eukaryota, Metazoa, Chordata, Lepidosauria, Squamata, Agamidae.
UGUCAUUACAGCAUAGAACACCAAAGAAAACAUCUUAAAGCCCCAUCCGGGAAAAGUGAACCUUUUUUCGGCAGCUGCAGAGGCCCUUCAGGAGGAAAGGUGCUCUUCAGAGUCUUUGCACAUCUUCUUGGAUCGAUCUCGUUUUAUGAAUCUUCUGGAAGCCAAAUUUUUUCAUCUGCUAUUAAUCGCAAGAGGCAACAAAACGAAGCUUCAGUUAACAGAAGUAGCAAAGCUGGAGGUUAUAUGGGUGGAAAGAGCUCCAAGGAUCAAGGGAAGCAAAAUACGAUGGUGCUGAAGAGAAGUCAGAAGCUACCCCUGUGGGAAGAAGCUCUUCUCUCUGGAAAAGACCCAAAGGCACUAUUAAAGCGUGGACUACAGUAUGUCAGCCUGAGUCUUAUAAUGAAGGGAAUGACAAGGACUCCUGACUUUCUCUGGGGAUUGCCACAGGUCCAAAAACUGAAUCUUUCGCACAACCAACUGGUGGCUCUUCCACCUGCACUAGGGAAACUUGAGAGACUAGUGGUGCUAAACCUAUGUGGGAAUCGCAUGAAAUCUCUGCCAAAAGAAAUUGGGCUGCUCAGGCACUUGAAGGUUUUAUUUGUGAAUAUGAAUUGCUUGACUGAAGUACCAACAGAACUUGGACACUGCAAGAAGUUGGAGGUUUUGAGUCUCUCCCACAACUAUAUCUCCCAUCUCCCUCCAAGCAUCACAGAAUUGAUAAACCUAAGAAAGCUGAAUCUUAGCAACAAUCGGUUUAUGUACAUUCCCCUAAGUGUCUUUUCACUAAGGAAUCUAGAUUUUUUACAUGUAGGUUGCAACAAACUCGAAAACAUUGGAGACAGCAUCCAAUUUCUAGUCAACCUACAGAUCUUCAUUGCCGACUACAACAACAUUCGCAGUUUGCCAAGGUCUAUCUGCUCAGUCACUGCACUUGAGCUCUUAAAUAUCGAUUACAACUCUAUUCAAACUCUCCCAGAUGAACUCUAUUUGCUGCAUCGUUUGACCAAAAUUGCUUGGAAUCCAAUGGAUAAGGGGCUCCAUAUUUCCCACAAUCCUUUGUCUAAACCAUUGCCACAGAUUAUAGACGGAGGACUCAACACACUCUUCAGCUAUCUCAAAGAUAAAAACCAGCUCCCUUAAAUGUGCACGGCAUUUGGAAUAGUCUUGGUGGUCUGUCUCCUCAGUUGUGCCAUUUAAUUUUUCUCAUCUGUAUUUUUUCCAUGCACAAAUCAGGAGCUGGAAAGCAGCUGUAAUAAAAUUUCCCUGAAAGCAAGUACAUUGACUUUAUG